This is a messenger RNA of Phyllostomus hastatus (greater spear-nosed bat), 2119 nucleotides long. RefSeq names its product leukocyte immunoglobulin-like receptor subfamily A member 6. Lineage: Eukaryota; Metazoa; Chordata; Mammalia; Chiroptera; Phyllostomidae. Gene Ontology annotation, biological process: cytokine-mediated signaling pathway. Gene Ontology annotation, molecular function: inhibitory MHC class I receptor activity. The record is from RefSeq and is a predicted model, not a curated record. Bases 11 to 1882 code for a protein of 623 amino acids. The transcript is spliced from 13 exons.
AGGAGACACCAUGCCCCCCAGCCUCACGGCCCUGCUCUGCUUCGGGCUGAGCGUGGGCCUGAGGACCCCAGUGCAGGCAGGGACCCUCCCCAAACCCACCCUCUGGGCUAAGCCAGGCCCUGUGAUCCCCUGGGGGAGCUCAGUGACCAUCUGGUGUCAGGGGGCCCUGGAGUGCCGUCUGUAUAAAGAAGGAAUCCCAGUAUCCUGGGACAUACAGAUGCCACUGGAGCCCAGGAAAAAUGUCAAGUUCUCCAUCACAUACAUGACAGAGCACACUGCAGGGAGAUAUCAGUGUACCUAUCUCGGGCCCACUGGCUGGUUAGAGUGUGAUGACCCCCUGGAGCUGGUGGUGACAGGAUACUACUACAGCAAACCCAGCCUCUCAGCCCUGCCCAGCCCUCUUGUGACCUCUGGAGGGAAUGUGACCCUCCAGUGUGGCUCGCAGCAAAGAUUUGACAGGUUUAUUCUGACUAAGGAAGGGGAACACAGGCUCUCCUGGACCCUGGACUCACAGCAACACGCCAGUGGGCAGGUCCAGGCCCUGUUUCCUCUGAGCACCAUGAUCCCCAGACGGAGCGGGACUUUCAGAUGCUAUGGCUGUUACAGGAACAGACCCCAGGUGUGUUCACAGCCCAGUGAUGCCCUGGAACUCCUGGUCUCAGGUAGCUCAGGGAAGCCCUCCCUCCUGACCCAGCAGGGCCCCAUCGUGGCUUAUGGACAGAGCCUGACCCUCCAGUGUUGCUCUGACAUCGGCUAUGACAGAUUUGCUCUGUCCAAGGAGUGGGGAGAGGGCCUUCCCCAGAGCUCUGUCCUGCAGGCCCAGGCUGGGCUCUCUCAGGCCGACUUCCCCCUGGGCACUGUGAAUGUCUUCCAUGGGGGCCGGUACAGGUGCUAUGGUGGACACAACCUCUCCUCUGAGUGGUCGGCCCCCAGUGACCCCCUGGACAUCCUGGUGGCAGGAUGGCUCCGUGACAGACCCUCCCUCUCAAUGCAGCCAGGACCCACAGUGGUCUCAGGAGAGAACGUGACCCUGCUGUGUCAGUCACAGAGCUGGAGGGACAGUUUCCUUCUGGCCAAGGAGGGAGAAGCCCAUCCCCCCCUGCAUCUCAGAUCACAGUCCCAAGCUCAGCAGCAGCAGGCAGAGUUCUCCAUGGGUCCUGUGACCUCAGCCCAUGGGGGCACCUACAGGUGCUACAGUUCACUCAACACCUUCCCUUACCUGCUGUCACAGCCCAGUGCCCCCCUGGAGCUCCUGAUCUCAGGACCCUCUGGAAACCCCAGCCCCCCACCCACAGGGCCCACCUCCACCUCUGCCCAAGGUCUCCAGUGGAACUGGAACAUGCUGAUCGGGGUCUUGGUGGCCCUUGUCCUACUGCUCUCCCUCCUCCUCUUCUUCUUCCUCCGACACUGGUGUCAGAGCAAAGGCGGGACAUCAGGGGCCACAGAGCUGGAUUCCAAGGACAGAGGCCUACAGACCAGAUCCAACCCAGCUGUGGACAACCAGGAAGAGCCCCUCUAUGCUGCCAUGAAGGACCCACAGCCUGGGGAGGGCAUGGAACUGCACCCUUGGCAGAACAGGACCCAUGACGACCCCCAGGGAGAGACCUAUGCCCAGGUAACCAGCUCAAGAUCAAGGCUCAGGCAGGGAAUGGCCCCCUCAUCUUCCCCCCUGUCAGAGGAAUUGCUGGGCAUGAAGGACAAACAAGCAGAAGAGGACAGACAGAUGGACAGUCAGGCUGCUGCCUCUGCUGCCCCCCAGGAUGUGACCUACGCCCAGCUGACCCACUUGGGCAUCAGAUGGGAGACAAGUGCACCCCCUUCCUCCCCAUCAGAGCAGCCCCCAGAUGAGCCCAGUGUGUAUGCUGCUCUAGCCAUCCAGUAGCCCUGGAAGGACCCCAACCCUGCACUCCAGGGAGGGGGCCUGCAUUGGCCCCAGAAGAUACAGAAGCUGCCCCCAGGGGCACUUACUAGGGGCCUCAGCCAGCCCAGAGACCUGAUGUGGGCCCCCAGUACCUCCGGGGUCUCUCUGGGAAUCCCCUGUUCCUAUAGUCACAGAUAACCAAUAUUCCUACAUUUUAGAAUAAAAACAAAACAGACAUCUCAAAAAUCAAUGUAUAAA